Messenger RNA from Orbicella faveolata, 732 nucleotides. RefSeq lists its product as uncharacterized. Lineage: Eukaryota; Metazoa; Cnidaria; Anthozoa; Scleractinia; Merulinidae. The record is from RefSeq and is a predicted model, not a curated record.
AUGCCCGAGUCAGUCCCAGUUCCUGGUGAAACAAUCUUGUUAAUGGAACAUUUGGAAGGUACACCUGUACAUAGUAGCCACAUCAAAGAGUGGACCAAGAGGGAUCCAGUCCUCUCGCAGGUGCUACGCUUCAUCUUAGAAGGAUGGCCAACCAAAAACAACUCUGAAGAGCUAAAUCCUUACUUCACCAAGCAAAGUGAAUUAAGCGUAGAAGAUGGCUGUGUACUUUGGGGUGCCAGAGUGGUUGUACCCCGACAAGGAAGAUCGAAAAUACUCACUGAGCUGCAUGAGGCCCACCCGAGCGAAUCACAAAUGAAAGCGUUGGCACAAAGCUAUGUAUGGUGGCCAGGCAUGGAUCAGGAGAUUGUGAAGAAAGUGAUGGGCUGGGACGAAUGUCAGUCAAACCAGAGUGCACCCACAGAAGCACCAUUACACCCCUGGGAGUGGGCAGGACUCCCCUGGUCAAGAAUUCACAUUGACUAUGCAGGGCCUUACAAAAAAGAAAUGUUCCUUGUAGUCAUGGAUGCAUACUCGAAGUGUUUGGAAAUGCAUCGCAUGAAGUCUAUCACAUCAACUGCCACAAAUGAAAAGCUGACAGAGAUGUUUGUUACACAUGGCCUACUAACAACACUCGUUAGCGACAAUGGUAGCAAUUUUACCAGCUCAGAAUUCCAGGAGUUCAUGAAGAAUGGAAUCAAACACAUCAAAGUGGCACCUUAUCAUCCUGCCUAA